Messenger RNA from Apis cerana (Asiatic honeybee), 2090 nucleotides. It is a transcript of the gene ytr, whose product is annotated as U4/U6.U5 small nuclear ribonucleoprotein 27 kDa protein yantar. Gene Ontology annotation, biological process: RNA splicing. NCBI's taxonomy places the organism in Eukaryota, Metazoa, Arthropoda, Insecta, Hymenoptera, Apidae. The record is from RefSeq and is a predicted model, not a curated record. Gene Ontology annotation, cellular component: precatalytic spliceosome.
UCUCAAUUAUAAACAACACGUACUAUGGGACGUAGUCGUUCACCUUCUCCAGGAAGAAGAAGAGAUCGAUCUCGAGAUCGAGAUCGGGAACGUGAACGAGAUAGAGAUAGAAGAAGAAGACGUUCUCGUGAAAGAAGACGAAGAUCUGUUGAACGGGAUCGAGUAAAAUCGAGAGAAAGAGAAAGGGAUCGUGACCGUGAACGAGAUAGGCAUAGACGUUCAUAUAGUAGAUCUAGAUCAAGAGAAAGAGAUAGGCCUAAACCCAAAUUAAAACCUACAACAGAACGUCCUGUUAUUACAGAAGCUGAUCUUCAAGGAAAAACACCAGAAGAACAAGAAAUGAUGAGAAUAAUGGGUUUUUGUGGUUUUGAUACUACUAAGGGCAAAAAAGUUGAAGGAAAUGAUGUGGGAGCUGUACAUGUUAUUCUUAAAAGAAAGUAUAGACAAUAUAUGAACAGAAAAGGAGGAUUCAAUAGACCAUUGGAUUUUGUAGCAUAAAUUUUAUAAAUAUGACAAUUCCACAAACAAUACAAUUUCAAAUUCUUUACAAUUCGUUCCAAGUUCCAUUGUUUAGUGAGCCUGGUUAGAACAAUAGGAUGUGCAAAUGGUACAGAAAAUAAUUCAUAUAAGUAAACAUAAUAUAUCAUAUAGAAAAAAAUGAAAAACAAAAUAUGUUUAAUUUUUGUUUCUUUUUUUUUUUUUUUAUAUCUUUUAACCCAAAUUUUAAAUAAGAAUAUUUCAAUCUUCUGUUCUACAUCGUUUUUUUGAAGGUAUUGUAUUAUCAUCAUUGUCGCUGAAAUCAUCUGUAUUUGAAAUAGGAUUUUCAUUUUCAGAGUUUUCUGGACUUGAUGAAUUAAGCUAUAAAAAUUAAAAAUAUUUUAGAAUAUUGCUAAUAUUUUUAAAGAAAUUAAUAUAUAAUAUAUUCUUUGUUUGCUGAUAUUACCAAACUUGUAUCCAUUUUCUCAAGUCCUUCUACCAAUUCUGGAUUUUUUAUUCUAAAAUCUCUAGUUAUGCUGUGUUUCAUAUAAUUUUCUAAUGGUAUCUAAUCAUAUAAAUUGAAUUCUAUAUGAAUACAAAAUGAAUGAAUGAAUAAACUAUUUAAUACUUUGAUUUAAUACUUACACCCGUUCUUUUGCCAAGUAAUAAUAUUUCUUUAUUGAAUUGUUCAAUUUCAUAUACUACACGAGGUAUUAUUUUAGUUUCUUUUAAAAUUUUAUUUCUUUGUGCAUAAGAGUCAAAUUUUGACUGUAAUUUAUUUUGAUUUUCCUGAUUUUUUUGAUAAAAAUAAAUACAUUAUUAAUAAUACUAUUAAUAUUAUUGAUAUAAUAUAUUAAUAUUAUUGAUAAAAAAUUUAUAAAAAAUAACAUACCUCUACAUAUGUUACUAAAUUAUAAAAAGUAGAUUUUAAUGGUUUACCAGCUAAUUGUACUAAUUGAAUGAAUCUAUAAUCAUUAUACAAUAAGAAAUUCAAUUUCAAUAAUACAUAAAUUAUUACUUAUGUAAAAUAAUAUAUAUGCAGUACAUACUUAACUGCUUGGAAUGCUGCAUUUUGAAUAUUUGAUUUUGUGUAAAAAUAUUUUGUAAGGUUUCCAAGUAAAUGAUACAAAUAUUGUAAAUUUUUAAAAGUAUUGUCAAUACAUGGACUUGAUUCAAUUGAUAUAUUGGCUAAUGUUUGGAGUACUUGAGCAAGAUAGGAUAAUUGUUUACAUAAAUUUCGUUCCUUUUCUUUUAAAUUAUUAUUUACUAUUAAAAUAAUAUAAAAAUAAUAUAAUUUUCUAUUUGUAAAAUUAGUUGUAAAAUUUUUAUUUGAUAUUUCAAAUUUAUACUUACAUACUUCAUCAAUUGUUCCAGGUGCUCGAAUUAUGAUGUCUUCUGCUUUUAAUCGCAUCAACAACCAUGAAGCAUUAUCCAACUUUUGUUUAAUAUGACUAUUUAAUACAGUAUAAAUUUGUAAUAUAGUAUCUUCGCGUAUAAUUUUAUAUAUUCUAUUCAUUAUUAACUCAGUCUAUAUUUGAUAAAAAUAAAAAUCAAUGUGAAAUACAAAAAAAAUUUAAAUAUUGUAAAAUAAAGAAUAUUACUUACACCAUCAA